GUGUCUGCAGCAGACACAGGCAGUGGGGCUUUGCUAAAGCACAGGACUUGUUCCUGCCUUCAGAAAAUUUUAAACAGCAGCAGCAGCAGAGGGUUGGCACUUUGGAAAUGAUCCCUGGACGUCUUACCCAUGAAGAGUAAGGUUAGAAGAGGAGGAGGGACGGAUGUUGCGCAAGCCGGUUUUCUUUUUCCUGAACGGCGAGUGAGCUUGGAACACCUGAACCUGAUAUGCCAACUGAAAUCUCUCAUGCGGUGAGAAUGCAUGCCAUCCCCGGCUUCCAUUCUUCGCUGACAGUGCGACUUCUCAACAAAGGUCCAGAGUACCUUCGCAAGCAGAUGGAGGCAGGCACCCCUGGUAGGAAGAGCGCUGUGGAAAGGCUGGCAGCAGAUAAGGCCAAGUAUGUAAAAAGUCAGCAGGUAAUGAGUACCAAGCAGGGGCCGAUCUCUGCCUUGAGCUCUGCUUCUGAGAGCAGUUGUGAGAGCAGUUCUGUGGAAAGUAAAAAAGUCAAUAACAACUCGAGUGAGGGGAAAAGCAUCAAAAUCACAGAACAAGUUAACAAGGUGGACUUGGGCCCAGCUCCCCUGGAGCACGGCCCUCCCAUAGCCAGGCGCAGCAGCUCCAAGAGGCAAAUUAGACCAGACUCCUUAGUGAUCUAUCGCCAGAAAUGUGAAUUUGUGAGAGGCCAGAGCAAUGAGAACAGUCGUGGGAGUUUGGUCAGAAGGUUGUUCCAGGGGUCUUUCAAGGAAAAGCAGCUGGUUUCUGAGGCAUCCAAAGCCAUUCUGAAGGAAGAUAUUCUACCCACAACAGAGGGGAGUCUACUCAUUGAAGACGUGGUCGAUAAACUUGACGCAGCAGGGCAGAAUACAACCACAAACACAACAGCUGUUCUUGCCAGCAGAUGUGAGAAUGCCCCAAAUCGGACCGUGGCACCUUAUGAAGUAAAGGAAGUGAGAAGGAAAGGUCUGCAUCGGUCCCAAUCGGACAUUACUUCUCGAUACUCAAAAUCUUUCUCUGAGUUUGACACCUUCUUUAAGUACUGUGGCCUUGAACCUGAAGUCAUAGAGGACCUUGGGCAAGAGAACUUUUCUGUGGCUUCGGACAACGUCUCUUUCCGUAUCCGCAGCAUCAGCGUGGCAACAUCAGAAAGUGACUUCACUCGGCAUAGUGGUGACGACGGGUUGCUGGAAGAAGAACUCACAGAACAGGUUCCCACGGGCCUGUCAGUGAUUGAACGCAAUGCUCGGAUAAUCAAAUGGCUGUACACAUGCAAGAAAGCCAAGGAGAACAAAAACACGCUGCAGGAGUUCGCAUGAGGUCUUCCUUUCCCAAAAAGUAUCGUAGCAAGAACUGAAGUAUUCUCUGAACUAAUCAGAACAUGGAUUUGCUGCAACCAUUUCAGCCAUUUUCCCUCAGUUGUGUAAUUGUGACCCACAACCCAACAACAAUACGUUAGACUGAACCACAACCUGAAUCUGGGAGUCAAUAAUAGCUUCUGGGAAAAGGAGGAGCGGCCAUUCUGAAAUCGGUAGAACUGCAACUCAUUGCCAAAUAACACCACUAUGAGCAAACUGAUGGUUAAAGCCAUGUUGGUUUGUACACAGCUGAAUUUUCUGAUUAGCUAUCCAUCAGCAAAAAAGAAACCUGGAAAUAACCUCUGAGUGCUGCUUCUUGUGGAUGAUUUUCCACAUGGAUAUCGCUAACAUAACGAGAAUAACUGAUUAGCCAUCAUGUAUGGCAAUUAUAUGGCAGUUUUGCUGGGUGCGGAGAAGUUGCAAGGAGCAGAGAUUUCCCAAACACGUACAUAGAGCAAAAAAGAGGUGUGUGUGGUUGUCUUGCAUUAUUAAUGAGUGUAUGGUUUUCCAACUUAGGAAUGACAUUUUAGCUCCUUUCAAUGGUUUAUGUUGUUAACUAUGAUCACUUUGUGGAACCAAGAAUCAUCUGUUCUGUUUUGUCUCAAUUAAUGCUGGUUUAAUUACCUUUGCUAUGGCCAGGCCUUUCUGUCGGUGGCAGUGAUGAGGGCAACACUAGAAAAGCAACCAGGAUUAAGUCAGGAUAUCCAUAUCUAUGUUCAGAUUUCUUGCAAACUUACUAUGGUUAUAAACCAACUUCAGAGUUUCACAUCCUAGUAUGAUGAAGCCUACCCAGAACUAUGAUGGUUGGAGCAUCUAAGUCCUGUGUUCUAUCUCUGGCCAAGUGGUAAAUGAUGUGGAAGACCUUUAUGUGAGACUGGAGCUGAUGGCAGUCAGAAUACGCAACACUGACCUUGAUGAACCAGUAUGGUUCAGUAUAAGGCAGCUUCAUGUUCAAUUUGUUCAACUAACCGUAUUUAGCAGAGUGGCCUGGCUCAGAUGAUCACCCUAACCAGAGCUAGUUUGAUUUGUUUGGUUUUGAGAUAAGUCUGGAGAUGUCAUGAACCGAAAUAUGAACAAAGUUCGUCAUGAACCGGACUGUUUUUUGGUUUGCAAACCAGUGGUUUGUUGGAGGGCAUUUCUGACAAACCACAAUGAACUGCUAUGAUUUUUAGGCCAGUUCAUUUGGUUCAUUUUUUGGUUUGACACUGCAGACAGCCUGGUGCCUACCAGUUUCCUAGGCAAUGGGGGAUGGGCUUUCUGCAGACCUUCUGGUGCCCUGAAAGAGACGUAUUCACAAACCAAAUGAACUGAUUUGUGAACCGGGCAAUUUCAUGCUGUUUCAUGGUUUGUGAAAUGCGAUGAACCACGAACCACAAUAAACUGCCAUUUUCCCAGUUCGUGCCCAUCUCUAGUCUGAACUAAAACAGAGCCUUUGUAUGAAGUAGCCAUGAGGUUGGAAUACACUGUGACAAAGCAUCCACCUUCAUUUCUAACAGAAAUCUGCUUUCCAUACUAAUUAAAUGCUCUGCUGGGGUACAUAAAAGAACAGUCUUUCCAGACUAUGCAAUGACACCACAAGAAAGCCAGCAUGGUGUGGUGUUUACAGUGUUAGGCUGUGAUCUGGGAGAACCAGGUUCAAAUCCUCACUCUGCCAUGAAAGGUUGCUGGGUUCCCUUGGGCCCAUCACAAACUCUCAGCCUAACUUAUCCCACAGGUUUGUUGCAGGGAUAAAAUGGAGGAGAUGAGAAUGAUGUAAGCCACCUUGCCCCCCCCUUGGGGAGAAGGUGGGGGUAUAAAUAAAGUAAAUACAUAUUUUAAAGAAAUGCAAACCUUUUUACACUCCAUGGGUACUUAAUCAGUUCUUUUUUUGCAUUGUGGAAAGCUCUAUCUCCAGCUUUGCUCUGUUUUGGGUGAAAUAUAGCCAACAAAAGAAUACAGAAGGAUGGAUAGGGCCAUACCUAACAGUCUCCUUCUGCCCUUCUCUUGCACUUUCUGAAAAGCCAUUCCUGAAGCCUGGGAGAUCCUCCAGAGUAAGAACUGGUGAUGCAUGGGAAUACAGCCAAAAAAGAGAAUUCGUCUCCUCCCCAUGAGUAUGUUGAUGCUCUGGGUUGUUUGGAUCCCAGCCAUAAUCUUGGCAUGGUAUCAAAUGAUACUGCAGACACAACGGGGCUGCUAUUUAUUGGGAAAGACCACUGCAUUUUUAUAGGACAGCAGAGAUGCAAAGUAAAAUGUGUGGUCUAGACAGGCCUGCAGGCACACAGCUGUCUGGAGUAGUUACAGUAUCAAGGCAAAGAUGGCUUCUGACUAGGGCUUUCCAAACAGGGCUUGCUUCUCCACCCCUUGGAAGUGGCUGUCAUUUUCUGCAACAGCCAGCAAGCGCAAACAAGCCUUCCCCUGUUAUUUCACUCCCCCACACAACUUUUCCUGCACUUCCAAAUACCACAAAAAUCUGCAGCAUACAUUUUACUGAUGGGAGGUUAGGAACAGUGACUUUGGGGGCAAAUGUUUUAAAAAUUGAACACCCUUCAUAUCCAAACUCAUAGCAUCGAAAUGGCUGGUUUGAGGAUUCAAUCCUAAUAAUGGGAUUUACUUCUGAGAAUACAUGGUUAGGAUUGCAUGGGUAGUUAACUUUUUUUACCAAACAACUUAUUUUGUUUUGUAAAGCAUAAUUGCCACUGAGAUUCGUUUUUGAUAAAAAUUUGGACAGCAAAACAAUGCAGAGGAAUGGAUAGGCCCUUGAUCUUUCUGUAUGCUUCAGAAUUUCAGGCCAUAUCAACUUACAAUAUUACUAAACAAAACCUAUUCUGAACGUUCCUGAGAUGGUGCCAGCCAGCCAGUCCAGGAAUGGCAUGCUGGAGCUGAAAAAAACAGAAAACAGCUCAUGCUAUGUGAUUCAGUUAUGCCAGAGCAACUCUCAUCUCACUUGAAUACAGUUUGGUCUCUGGUUUCUGAUUUUAGUUAAUGAAAUGCUAAAGCAGGAUUUGGGGAAUGCUGGCCACUUUGGAUUAUGGCUGCCAGAGGUAAGGAGGUCUUUAAUUUUAAAAGAUGGCUGCUAUAUAUAUAAAAAACCCUUUGCUUUUGGAUAUUAGCAGCCAUAUAUAUAUAAAUCAUAUAUAUAUAUAUGAUUCCAAAGAAUCAUAUUAACUUAUGGUUGUUGUGGAUUUUCCGGGCUGUAUAGCUGAGGUCUUGGCAUUGUAGUUCCUGACAUUUCGCCAGCAGCUGUGGCUGGCAUCUUCAGAGGUGUAGCACCAAAAGACAGAGAUCUCUCAGUGUCACAGUGUGGAGAAGAUGUUGGCAGGUAAAGAACAGAGUAGAUGUACUUUCUUGUUCUGAAGUGUUUCCAAUCUCCGGGUCUGUUGAAAUGUUUCCUCCCCGUAGAGGUGUUCGAUAUAUUGUCGAAGGCUUUCAUGGCUGGAGAACGAUGGUCAUUGUGGAUUUUCCGGGCUGUAUAGCCGUGGUCUUGGCAUUGUAGUUCCUGACGUUUCGCCAGCAGCUGUGGCUGGCAUCUUCACACAACAUCUUCCACAACAACCAUCGUUCUCUGGCUGUGAAAGCCUUCGACAACAUAUUAACUUAGUUUUGCCAACUCGGGCGGGGGGGUUCCUGGAGAUUUGGGGGUGGAGAGGGAAGGGAACUCUGUAGGAUAUAAUAAGAUGAAGUCCACCCUCCAAAGCAGCCAUUUUCUCAAGGGCAGGGCUUUCUUUCAGGGGGAACGCAGGGGAACGGAGUUCUGGAACCUCUUGAAAAUGGUCACAUGGCUGGUGGCACCGCCCCCUGAUCUCCAGGCAGAGGGGAGUUUAGAUUGCCCUCUGCCUGGAGAUCAGGGGGGAGGGCCACCAGCCAUGUGACCAUUUUCUCCAAGGGCAACCCACUGAGUUCCACCACCUCUUUCCCCAUAAAAAAAGCCCUGCUCAAGGGGAAUGGUUCUCCGUGGUCUGUGAUCAGUUGUAAUUCUGGGAGAUCUCCAGCUACCACUUGGAAGUUGGCAAGUCUAACUCCAGCAUCUGUAACUUUACUUGGGCAUGGUUUACUCUUAACUUGAGUCAGAGACUCCUGUCAGAACAGUAUUUAUUUCUCAAAAUUAUGCUGUGUGUUAUAUUUAUGUUCUGCCACUGUAUUUGGUACAGGCGAGGGAAGAACUCUUCUGCUCAAAGCUGAAAAAAUGAGUGGAGUGCCCUGGUAUGUUUUUGUUCAGCCCAAGGUCUCAGCCACAUACUGCAACCAGCAGAGGAAUGUGGGGGUUCCUUUGCCAUCCCAAUAAGAGACCCACAACAAGCUCUUUCCAAUUACUCGCCACGUUGCACCAAAGAAACAGCUAACCUUACUGAAAUACUGAAAGUGAAAUAAGCACCUGAUGAGCACUUUUCUGUGUCUUUUUUAAUUCUGUAAAAUGUAUGUGUAAAAAGAAAGGGUUUAAAUAUGUUAAUUUAGAACAUUUCUUUUAAAAGAUAGAACUCUAGACCCAUAAUCCUUGAAUCUGUUCCUGAUUCAAAGGUUCUAGUAGGCAUGUAGAGUACCCAACCCAAUUCAAUGGAAGAGAUUAAUCGGCACAAGCAUGCUGUGGAGUACAUGGAGCAGAUCCCAGUUACUGGAAUAUGUGGAGAUACACAUAUCUCUAGGAGCUCUGUGCAUGCAUCAGAAGAUCUAUGGACCUCUGGAUUUGUACACAUGAUUGCAAGGAUGAUUAAAUAUAUUUUAUUUUUAAUUUAUUCCAGUGUUAGGAAGCUAAAACCAGCACUUUAAGUGCUCAUUAAUAAAUUUAUGUGAGUUAAAAAAAAAUCCUUAUUAGUCAGUAGACAGAUGUUAUUCUCAGUCACUGCAUCCCAUUUUGCCUUGGAUGUUCCGAUGUUAUUAUGUAUCUCUUUAGGUUGUCUUUUAUGAACUGUUCUCUCAGAGCAGCUGAUGCUUACAAGAAAUGUUUUUAUAAAAGUGCAUUGUUGUUCUACCUUAUGCUUAAUGCCUGGAUGUUGUUGUGAAAUAAAUAUAUCAUCUUCCAUUAUAG
Molecule: messenger RNA, 6354 nt
Organism: Eublepharis macularius
Lineage: Eukaryota; Metazoa; Chordata; Lepidosauria; Squamata; Eublepharidae
Gene: FAM110C
Product: family with sequence similarity 110 member C
Exons: 2
Coding region: 228-1313 (361 amino acids)
Biological process (GO): positive regulation of cell migration; regulation of cell projection assembly
Cellular component (GO): cell cortex
Molecular function (GO): alpha-tubulin binding
Source: RefSeq, a predicted model, not a curated record